AUGUGUGGGCCUGAACCACUCUGCUGCCUGGCGGAUCCUGCGAUGUUUCCCAGGCAACUGUCUCAUACAGCCUGUCUGCCUGGCACUCCCACAACCCAUAAAUGCCGCCGUGCCUGGCUCCAGGCAGCCUUGCCUGCUUGGCAUACACAGGCCAGCAGGUGUGGGGAACUCAGCCUGUUGUCAGAAGGCCACUCAGGGAGAGAAGGCCGCCCAGGCCUUGUGGACAUCCUCACACAGCCAAGGAGGGGUAUGGGAGGGGCUGGUAUGCUGAAGACCUCAGGAAAGGCCCUGGGCUCUGGUUCUCGGGUGUGGCUGAACUGGGCCCUCUUAGCCACACAGGACCCUCUCAGCACCUGGCUGGGCAUCCUGCAGCUCUCCUCGGGCCUUCCUCCUGCUUAUGAGCUGGUGCCAGUCCUCCUAGAGUUCUCAAGGGGGUGGAUGGAGGAGGAGGAGCAGCAGCAGCGGCUGCGGGGGAGGCUGAGUCGCCGCAAGCCGCCCGCCGGGGCCGGGCCUCCUAACCGCCGCCCCUGGUUCCUCUUGGAGAGCUGUAAGAGUGAGCCGUGGGCUGCUCUGCUGCGUAGCGCCGCGAGCGGGAAAGCGGAUUUGACCCCCGACAGUCAGCCAUUACCACCGCUGCCUGCUUUUCCCUGCCAGGAGUCCCAGCCUGACCCAGAGCCCCCUGCGCCUCCCGAGGUCUUCACUGUGGGAUCCAAGACUUUUUCCUGGACGCCUUUUCCACCUGCCCUUGGUGGCUCUGGACGCCCCUACCAGCUGGUCCACGGGGCUGGAGGUUCCCAGGGGUCACCUCCUCCUCCAUCUGGGAAAGGAUGCCCUGCAGCGGAUUCCCGUCGGGCUCCCAGCACCCAAGAGUGUGAGCCUGCGCAGAACCCACCUGUGUUGCUGAGCUGCCCGUUGUGCCAGAAGGCAUUUGACCCGAAGCUGACCCAGCUGGAUGUGGAUAGCCACAUUGCUCAGUGCUUGGCUGACAGCACAGAAGACCUCGUGUGGUGAGCUGCAGGACGCCUCGCCGUGUCUCCCUCGAGCAUUCAUGCGGACAUUGGAUGCGGCUGCGGAGAUGCAUCUUCGUGUGGAUGUCUGAGUACAGGCUCCUUCUGGUUUUGUUUGUGGGGGUUGGGAUGAUGCUGAUCACUGACAGCUGGUAGCAGCAGAUCCUGUGAUGGUUCAUUG
Messenger RNA from Acomys russatus (golden spiny mouse), 1188 nucleotides. It is a transcript of the gene Faap20, whose product is annotated as FA core complex associated protein 20. Gene Ontology annotation, molecular function: K63-linked polyubiquitin modification-dependent protein binding; ubiquitin binding. Gene Ontology annotation, biological process: DNA damage response. The record is from RefSeq and is a predicted model, not a curated record. NCBI's taxonomy places the organism in Eukaryota, Metazoa, Chordata, Mammalia, Rodentia, Muridae.